AUGGACUACAUUGCUCAGCUUCCAGAUUCAAUUGUUUACCAUAUCUUAGAGAGGGUGCCUAUUGAUCAAAUGGUGCAAACCUCUACGCUUUCAAAAGCAUGGAGGUACAAGUGGGCCGAGAAUCCACACAUAAUUCUCACCACGAGAACAUUGCCAUUUCUUGAUAAUGGAAGGAUAAAGCGCUUCAUAGACAAGUUCAAGUAUCUUGUGGAGCUAAAUCUGUCCGAAUGUGAAGUUCCCGACCCCUCCGAGUCAUUCAAAAUGCAGUCUCUCAGAUUUCUACACUUGCAAAAUGUUCUUGUAACUGAAAAAAGCAUCAAUGCCCUCACUGGAAAAGCAUGUCAGAGAGUAGAGGAAUUAAAGUUGAUCAACGUACACGCGCAGGAAGCUUUGUUGACUCUUAUUAUCAAUCUUCCUAACCUGAAAAUUCUUAAGCUUUGA
Messenger RNA from Morus notabilis, 441 nucleotides. Its product is annotated as putative FBD-associated F-box protein At5g56440. Gene Ontology annotation, molecular function: protein binding. NCBI's taxonomy places the organism in Eukaryota, Viridiplantae, Streptophyta, Magnoliopsida, Rosales, Moraceae. The transcript is spliced from 2 exons. The record is from RefSeq and is a predicted model, not a curated record. Bases 1 to 441 code for a protein of 146 amino acids.